UUACUAAUCCAUCAUUCUCCUCGGUAAGUCCUCUCAAAGUACAAAGAGUUUUUAUAUCCCCAAAUUUUUGAGGGGAUGGUGUUACUUGUAUCAAACAGAGGCUGUCGAGUAUGGCAUCGAUACUUGACACAAGUCAUUCGACCUUGUUUGACUAAGCCUAGUCAAUGGAAUGCGUUCGUUCGCUAUAAUUCACAACAAACCGAAAGUCAUGAUGCAUUAACAGAAACAACUCGAAAUAUCGGUAUCAUAGCUCACAUCGAUGCGGUAAGUUCCAAUUGUCACUUGUAUUACUUGCCCCUAAUUUCAGAAGGGCAAAACCACUACCACAGAGCGUAUGCUCUAUUACAGUGGCUAUACUCGACGCAUAGGAGGUAUGAUUGCUGCGGUCACAUGAUUAUCACGAAUAGAGUCUGAUGGUCUGUUAGACGUUGAUGAUGGCUCCACUGUCACUGACUUCCUUCCCGCCGAAAGGGCCAGGGGCAUAACUAUUCAGUCGGCAGCUGUGACCAUGCACUGGCCUCCCGUGGCCGAAAAUAGUAUAUCCUCGGAAUUGGCCCAGCCGUCCCGAUCACAGGUAUCACAUACCAUUAAUCUAAUUGAUACUCCGGGCCAUGCAGAUUUUACAUUCGAGGUUCUUCGUUCCUUGAGAAUUCUUGAUGGAGCCGUGUGUAUUCUUGAUGGUGUGGCAGGGGUAGAAGCUCAAACCGAGAAAGUAUGGAAACAGGCAAACAAUUACAGCAUUCCCAGAAUUGCUUUCGUCAAUAAGCUUGAUCGUGAGGGAGCUGCCUUUGCAAGAACGGUCCAAGAAAUCGGAUCAAGACUUCGAGGUUGGCCUGCUGUUUGUCAGAUCCCGUGGUGGGAAGGCGGCAAGGGCAGGUUUACGGGAGUUGGCGAUGCAGUUAACCUUUGUGCUCUGAAAUGGGAAGAAGGUGGUGACGGUAAAUCGAUUCAACAUUUCACUCUUCACCAGCUGCAGAAAGAUGAACCAAAGUUUGCUGACGAGGUCGUCAAGGCACGAGCUGCACUCGUAGAGGCAUUGUGCGAAUUUGACGAAGGACUCCUUGAAACCUGGUUGGAAUGUGAUGAUGAUAGUCUACUCAUAUCACCAGAUGACAUCAUUAAGAGCUUACGGAAAUGUGUUCUUGACGGUUCUGGUAAACUCAUACCCGUCUUUGCUGGAGCAAGUUUCAGGAACAUUGGAGUUCAACCGCUUCUUGAUGCAAUCAACAAUCUCCUACCCAACCCUACCGAGAGGCCCGAGCCAGAAGUACGAUUAGGCAGCAUGCGCGGUAGUUUGACCCAGCUUCUACAAGGAAAGCUAGACCUCGCCGCAGCACAAGAGAGACAGAUCUCUAAGAAAUCUAGCCCUCGAACUUCUCUUAUCACCCAGCUCGAAGCUUGUGCGCUUGCUUUCAAGGUAGUUAAUGAUCCACGACGAGGUGUACUAGUCUAUAUCAGGGUAUACUCCGGCACAGUCAAGCGAAACACUGCCUUGUGGAAUACGAAUCUUCAUGUUUCUGAAAGAGCGCAGAGACUUUUACAAAUGUACGCAUCUGAUGCUGUAGAAAUACAAAGUAUUCCAGCUGGUCAGAUUGGUGUUAUUGCCGGUUUAAAACAUGCUCGUACGGGCGAUACCUUAUUGUCUUACACAGGAGCUCAUUCAAAAAACGGUCCGCCAGCACCACUGAACAUUCUCCAACUACGCCCGAUCGAUGUCCCUCCACCAGUCUUUUUUGCCGCAAUAGAACCGCACAGCCUAAGCGAAGAGAAAAAUGUAGCCGAAAUUUUACAACUCUUGUUGAGAGAAGACCCGAGUCUUCAUGUCAAUGUCGAUGAAGAGUCUGGUCAAAUGCAGCUGAGCGGUAUGGGUGAGCUGCAUCUGGAAAUCGCCAGAGAUCGACUCGUGAAUGAUUUCAAGGCCAAGGCAACCAUGGGCAACAUUGAAAUCGGCUAUCGUGAAUGUGUUUUGUCUCCUACAUCAACUCAUAGGUACAUUUUUGAUCGUGAGGUUGCUGGGAAAAAAGGGAAGGCAGGGUGCGAAGCUAGUAUUAGUCCGGAUGAGCAGCCGCUAGAAGACUCUGACCAUACUAUGCAUAUCGAUGGAAACACAAUCACAAUCCGAAUUCCAAAACCUGCUAAGAAUGAUGGAGGCGAUGGAAUCCUGAUACUGCCUUCCGACAUGACUCUCGCCGAGGUCCAUACCGCAUUGCUUAAUGGGGCUGUCGCGGGUCUAGCCCGUGGCCCACGUCGCGCAUUCCCGCUCCAUUCUGCGCAUGUGCUGCUAAAGUUCGAUACCAUCGAAGAUGUUUUUGGAUCUGACACUACUUCUGCUGCAUUGUCUUCUGCAUCGAGGCAUGCUGUACAAGCUGGUCUCAAGGAAGCUUUCCAGGCAAACUCUAUUGGACUAAUGGAGCCUGUCAUGAAUGUAGUUAUCAGCUGCGACGAAUCAUCUCUCGGUGCAAUUGUCCAUGAUCUCUCCUCUGCUCGCGGUGGCCACGUACUAUCACUCGAAAAUGAUAAUGAGGUAGAAGAUUCAGAUGGCGAGCUGCCUCCGGUUGAUAUAUCCAGAGUUUACACUCCUCCAGAUCCAUUCGCCUCAGGAACCAGCACUGAUCCAUCAGGACCUGGCCAGCAGCGUCAAAUUACCGCCAGAGUACCAUUGAAGGAGAUGGUUGGGUAUUUGAAGCAUUUGAGGAGUAUGACUGGUGGUAGAGGAACAUUUAUUAUGAGUGUUGAUAGAUUUGAAAGACUCUCUGGACCAAGAGAAAAAGCUUUGUAGCUUGGCCAUAGACUGUAAUGCUAGGGUUGGAAUAAUAUCCUUUGUGUGUUUGGAGUUUUUUUUACCUCCAAAGCCGGGGAGAUUUUAGUAAUUCGGAGGACUCAACAGAACUUCAUGUUCGCGUUCGAUAUCUUGUUCGUGCUACCCCAUUCAAGCUCUGUUUUUCUGGCUCGCCGACCUGUAAUUACCGAGUUCAUUAGUUGAAAAUACUAUUUAACAGACUAGAAGCACACUCUGAAGCGAGUAUUCGUUAUUUUAAGAGCUUUUAGAGGCAUUAAGAUAGCCGUAUUACAAUGCUCUAGUCUGAAAUGUUCACAGUA
Molecule: messenger RNA, 3099 nt
Organism: Sclerotinia trifoliorum
Lineage: Eukaryota; Fungi; Ascomycota; Leotiomycetes; Helotiales; Sclerotiniaceae
Source: the annotation of a GenBank genome assembly